AAUAAGAAGAAUAUUAAGAAAUCCAUCUCCUAAAACCUAUUCUCCCAAUCCUCUCAAUUCUCGAUCUCGAUCUCUCUAAAGGCCUAGGACGAUUCUCUUGUUCUUUCUCAAAUCCCUAAUUCUUCCCCAAUUCUCCAUAAAUCCCCAAUUUCCCAACGUCACAACUAGAUCCGAUAGAACCAUAAUAAACAGGUUUCUAUCAUCUGGUAUCAGAGUCAGAAUGAGCUCAUCAAAGUUCUUCGAUCCAUAAUGGGUCCGUCUCAGCCAGCGGUUGCAGCAGUCUCUUGACCGCUACGAACGGGAAAAGCGGGAGAGAGCGAAGGGUGCGGCGACAGCUGAAGACUCGACGGCAGCUGAGACGGUUGUGGAUGCGGACGACAAAGAAGCAUCGGCGGAGACCUCGACUCUGGUUGCGAGCACUCUUACUGAAUCCAUGUCAAAAUUUGAAGAGCUCUCACUCAGAGAACUUACCAGGGUUUUAAAGUCGAAGUUGGAAGAGGUGACAAAGGACGAUGGGACGGCUUUACCAUCGAGUGAUUCACUUCCACCAUUCGCAGCUGAAAUCACCACCGUGCUUCUACCAGUAGCAGUCGAAGAACAAGAUGCCACAGACGAUGGUGAGGAACGAGCAGAGCAUCUGGGCGUGGAGGAGUUUGGGGCGACCGAGUUGCCAGUCACAGAUGAACCUUCCAUCGCCAGCAACAAACAACAGCAGCCCCAGCAGACCACCGCGCCGCUGCAACCACCGCCACCAUCGGAUCCGGCAUGGGUCACCUUCAACGAUUCCGUGGGAAUUUCCCCUCAAGAGUUUGUGGAUUCCUUAUUCUCAACGAAGUCUCUAGUACCAGUGACGGAGAUCGACCAGGAGCUAAUCGCCUUUCAGCUUCAUAUGUCCACAACUGAAGUUUUUGCUCUUAUAGCCGCACCAGGGAAGCACUCUGGAGAAUUCAUCGCCAGAGGUCAAGCAUGGAGGACAGGGAAGAACGGUAGAGCCUGUAAUUGGAAGUACAAGAAGAAGAAACCUGUGAAAUUGUCGUCCAAACACCAAGGGAAUUGCUCGACACCGCUCGAGUCGCUGAAGAUGGAGCCGAAGGAGAGAGCAACGCCGAAAACACAAAAGGGAAGGACAAGGCCAGUGGAGACGCCGACCUACGAGAAGUGGAAGCCGAAGCCAGGGCCGGAAUCAAGCUGCCAACCUCGUCGCCGUGUGGGUUGUUCGCUGCCAGUGAGUAAGGCGAAGAAGAAGAGGUCUAAAGUGGACGGACGUUUCGGUCAACGGAGGAGCGCCUCGCCACCGAGGAACGAGUCAACAAAGGAUGAGAGCGGCAAAGUCUCUUUCGUCGAGUCAUCGUUCGGAAGGGAGACGGGAGAGAGGCAGAGCAACGGGGUCUAGGACUAGUCGCCUCUGUGCCUGGUGGAAUACCCGCAGUCAUAGAAGUUGACAAUGGAGCUGUGGACAGGGCCGGAAGCCGGCUCAACUCCUUGGCGCUGGCCGAACUGCUCGAUGGCAAGGGGGAAGAAGGAGGGCGGCGACGAUGACCUCUUCCUUGCAAACCCUCACUCGACAUAUUUGGGUCACGCAUCAAAGCCGCAAAGGGAGACCGA
Linum trigynum is the source of this 1605-nucleotide messenger RNA. NCBI's taxonomy places the organism in Eukaryota, Viridiplantae, Streptophyta, Magnoliopsida, Malpighiales, Linaceae. The record is from the annotation of a GenBank genome assembly.